Clonostachys byssicola is the source of this 1620-nucleotide messenger RNA. The record is from the annotation of a GenBank genome assembly. NCBI's taxonomy places the organism in Eukaryota, Fungi, Ascomycota, Sordariomycetes, Hypocreales, Bionectriaceae.
AUGAACCUCUUGAAUUGGCUUCUAGUUGCUCUCCCACUGAGCCGCGGUUCGCCUCUGGCAGCCAACGAUAUCAGUGCCAACCAAUUCUCAAAUCCUAUCAUAUACUCUGAUUUUCCAGACAACGACGUGUUUCUGGGACCCGAUGGAGCGUACUAUUUUUCGGCCUCGAACUUCCACUACAGCCCGGGUGCACCAAUCUUGAAGUCCGAUGAUUUGAUAAAUUGGGACGUGAUCGGUCAUUCUAUUCCUCGCCUCACAUUUGGCGACAACUAUGACCUGCCUGCCAAUGGAUCCGGCAAAGGGAACGAGUAUCGCGGCGGUACCUGGGCAUCUUCGUUGCGUUACAGGGAGAGCAAUGGACUCUGGUACUGGAUUGGCUGUACCAACUUUUGGGUAACAUGGGUUUUCACUGCAACCAGUCCCGAAGGUCCCUGGACGAAUCGCGGCGCUAUGUCUUGGGAGGGAGUUUGCAUGUACGAUAAUGGCAUCUUGAUCGACGAUGACGAUACCAUGUACGUCGUGUUUGGUUCGAACAAUGUCCGGGUCGCUCAGCUGAACCCAGAGGGAACGACGUAUACUCAGAUCCAGAGUGUGUUCAACCACACUGACGUCGGCGCUGAAGGUCUUGAGGGGAAUCGCAUGUAUAAGAUCAACGGAACAUACUAUAUCCUUGAUGACGAGCCUGGAGGCACAACCUAUAUCUGGAAGUCGGAAAGCCCCUGGGGCCCAUACGAAUCCAAGAUUUUGGUCCAAAAUAUAUCUCCCCCGAUCAACGGAGGAAGUUCCCCGCAUCAGGGUAGUCUCAUCAAGACAAAGGAUGGUAACUGGUACUACAUGUCCUUCACUUGGGCCUAUCCUGCUGGUCGCCUCCCGGUUCUUGCCCCUAUCACAUGGGGAGACGACGGCUUCCCUAUCUUUACCAAAGGCAGCAACGGUGGCUGGGGAGCUUCUUAUCCUCUGCCUGACGGAAGCAGUGGUCCUACCAAGAAUUGGGAUCGUGUCGAUACAUUUGCCGGAUCCUCUCUUCACCCUUCAUGGGAAUGGAACCACAACCCUGAUGUAAACUCCUAUAUUGUCAACAAUGGUCUGACUUUGAAGACUGCUUCUGUUACGGAUGACAUUUACUUUGCAAGAAACACUCUUACUCAUCGUACGCACGGCGAGUUCCCGGUGGGGACUGUCCUCAUCGACUACAGCAAUAUGUUGUCCGGCGACCGCGCAGGCUUCGCCGCCUUCCGCGAUCAGACUUCGUACAUUGGCAUCCACCGUACCGGGAACGAUUACUCCCUUGUAGCCGUCCACGGGAUCAUCACUGAUGAAUGGGGAUCCGGCGUAACUCAAAGUCUCGGCGAGGUAAAGCAAACGCUGCCUAUUCCCGCAGGUCAGACAAGAGUGUGGCUCCGGAUGGAGCUUGAUACACGCCCAGAUGGGACAAGAGAUUGCGUCUUCCUGUACAGCUUCGAUGGGGAAGACUUUGAGGUGCUUGGUCCGACUUACACUUUGUACUCGGGCUGGGCGUGGUUCCUGGCGUACCGAUUUGGCAUCUUCAAUUUUGCCACGGAGGCUCUAGGAGGAUCGAUAAAGGUAGAGUCUUUUACCGCAGCUUCAGCUUCAGCUUGA